CUAGCUAGUUCUAGCCCAAACUUCGCGUCUUCCGAUGGCAUCUUCCCUCGGCCGCAUCGGUCAACCAUAAUCUUGCUCGAAACCAGUCCUAUUGGCGCAAAAAACACAUCAAAACGCCAUAAAAAUCUUCCGAAAACAAAACCGCUUCCCCUCCUAUCAAACCACCACCGCCACUCCAAUCUCCUCUUCUCCCUAUGACCCUAUGAUUUUGUAUAAAUAAGCGAGGCAGGCGAUCCCUGGCCCGGAGGGGAGGCGGAGGCAGCAGCAACUACUACCACCAGUAGUAAUCUAAUCCCCUCUUCUCCCGCUUGGCCUCUUCUCCCGCAGUGCCGUCUGCAGCGGCCUCCAAAGCAUCGCAUCCAACGACCAACCCGCUUCCAACAGACAAGGUAGGGAUGGGGGGAGUGCAUCGGCCAAAGGAGGAGGAGGAGGAGAACGGGAGGAAGCCGGCGCCGGUGGUCCUCCUCAGGCUGUUCGGCGUGGAUGUCGUCGUCAACGAGGAGCCGGAUGACAACGACAUCGGGCUCAGGAAGAGUUCGAGCAUGCCCAACCUCGCCAACCCGCUCCUGCCGCACGGGGAGGCCGGCGAGCGCAAGGGGUACGCCUCCGAUGAUCUCGAGCUGGCCUCCAGGCACCAGAAGCGCCGCCGCCGCAAGGCCCAGGAGAGGAAGAAAGGGAUUCCGUGGACCGAGGAGGAGCACAGGAAGUUCCUGGACGGCCUGAGGCAGCUGGGCAAGGGGUACUGGAGGGGCAUCUCCAAGAGCUUCGUGAUCACCAGGACGGCGACGCAGGUGGCCAGCCACGCCCAGAAGUACUUCCUCCGCCAGACCAACCCCGGCAAGAAGAAGCGCCGGGCCAGCCUCUUCGACGUCGGCAUCGCCGACUUCCGUGACCAUCAGGUGCCGCCAAGCCCUCCAAACAGUGCCACUAAGCCUGCUCCUGCUCAGGAGAUAAUUCAUACCGACCGCGGCGAUGUCCCGCUACCAAGCUGUAGGGGCUUUGGAGAGAUUUUAGGCAAUAACAUUCAGGUUAGCGAACUGACUAAUUACUUCAUGACAACAAUGGGUCACGUCGAGACGUCGCUCGCGUCCAUGUCCUCCGGCCUGGAACCAGCCUCGUCCGUCAGCAGCCUAGAGCUCAGCAUCGCCGUCAACAAUCUGGAGCUCAGCAUCGCGCCUCCUGCUCGCUGCGGCUGCGGUGGCGCUGCCGGGGCAAUCAAAGUGCUGUGACUCGAGACGCGCCGGGGCUGCUUGGGCUCAGCUGCCGCGAUCUCUGUUUCAGCUGCACACAGGCACCUCCUGCCUGUUCGAUCUUGCUGUUGUUGUUGUUGUUGUCGUCUUUGUUGUGCUAAUAACUUGGUGUUCUUCGCCGAUGGCGUGCCGGUUUUCUUUAGUUUCAUGUAAUCCUAGUACUACUACAGGAAGGAAGUUUGUGCUGGUUGGUUGGUAGAAGCUGUUGAACAGAAAUCAGAUUUUACUAUUUGUUGCAUGGCA
Panicum virgatum (switchgrass) is the source of this 1493-nucleotide messenger RNA. RefSeq names its product transcription factor MYBS2-like. NCBI's taxonomy places the organism in Eukaryota, Viridiplantae, Streptophyta, Magnoliopsida, Poales, Poaceae. The transcript is spliced from 6 exons. Gene Ontology annotation, biological process: response to ethylene; response to auxin; response to gibberellin. Bases 396 to 1229 code for a protein of 277 amino acids. The record is from RefSeq and is a predicted model, not a curated record. Gene Ontology annotation, molecular function: DNA binding.